Messenger RNA from Panthera uncia (snow leopard), 4832 nucleotides. RefSeq names its product adenylate cyclase 1 (gene ADCY1). Gene Ontology annotation, biological process: adenylate cyclase-activating G protein-coupled receptor signaling pathway; intracellular signal transduction; cAMP biosynthetic process. NCBI's taxonomy places the organism in Eukaryota, Metazoa, Chordata, Mammalia, Carnivora, Felidae. Gene Ontology annotation, cellular component: plasma membrane. The coding region runs from base 582 to 3413 and encodes 943 amino acids. The transcript is spliced from 20 exons. The record is from RefSeq and is a predicted model, not a curated record. Gene Ontology annotation, molecular function: adenylate cyclase activity.
GGCUGCGGGCGUGCGACGAGGAGUUCGCGUGCCCCGAGCUGGAGGCGCUGUUCCGCGGCUACACGCUGCGGCUGGAGCAGGCGGCUACGCUGAAGGCGCUGGCGGUGCUCAGCGGGCUGGCGGGCGCGCUGGCGCUGGCCGAGCUGCUGGGCGCGCCGGGGCCCGCGGCCGGCCUGGCCCGGGGCUCGCACCCCGCGCACUGCGUGCUCUUCCUGGCGCUGCUCGUGGUCACCAACGUGCGCUCGCUGCAGGUGCCCCAGCUGCAGCAGGUCGGCCAGCUGGCGCUGCUCUUCAGCCUCACCUUCGCGCUGCUGUGCUGCCCCUUCGCGCUCGGCCGCCCCGCGGGGACCCUCGCCGGCGCCGCUUCGGGGCCGGCGACCGCCGACCAGGGCGUGUGGCAGCUCCUGCUGGUCACCUUCGUGUCCUAUGCCCUGCUGCCCGUGCGCAGCCUGCUGGCCAUCGGCUUCGGGCUCGUGGUGGCCGCCUCGCACUUGGUGGUCACGGCCACCUUGGUACCCGCCAAGCGCCCGCGUCUCUGGAGGACGCUUGGUGCCAACGCCCUGCUCUUCCUCAGCGUGAACAUGUAUGGGGUGUUUGUGCGCAUCCUGGCCGAGCGCUCCCAGCGGAAAGCCUUCCUGCAAGCCCGGAACUGCAUCGAAGAUCGGCUGAGGCUGGAGGAUGAGAACGAGAAGCAGGAGCGGCUGCUCAUGAGCCUUCUGCCCCGGAAUGUUGCCAUGGAGAUGAAGGAGGACUUCCUGAAGCCCCCCCCCCCGUGCUGCUGCCCAUCAAGUGGGAACGUGGGACCCUCCCCUCCAGCCCGCCCUGAGGCUAAGCAGGGAGGUGGGUUCUGGGGUGCGUGGAGGGGUCGCCGUCUGCUGGGGAGGCUGGGCCCCGCAUGGCCACGGAGGAGGCAGCCUGGGCCUUCUCCUUGCAGCAUCCUCUUUGCGGACAUUGUGGGCUUCACGGGCCUGGCGUCGCAGUGCACGGCACAGGAGUUGGUCAAGCUCCUCAACGAGCUGUUCGGCAAGUUUGAUGAACUGGCCACGGAGAAUCACUGUCGCCGCAUCAAGAUCCUAGGGGACUGUUACUACUGUGUGUCCGGCCUCACCCAGCCCAAGACCGACCACGCCCACUGCUGCGUGGAGAUGGGCCUGGACAUGAUCGACACCAUCACGUCUGUGGCCGAGGCCACCGAGGUGGACCUGAACAUGCGCGUGGGGCUGCACACAGGCAGGGUCCUCUGCGGGGUCCUGGGCCUGCGCAAGUGGCAGUACGAUGUGUGGUCCAAUGACGUGACCCUGGCCAACGUCAUGGAGGCGGCUGGCCUACCUGGGAAGGUCCACAUCACGAAGACGACCCUGGCGUGCCUGAACGGGGACUACGAGGUGGAGCCAGGUCAUGGACAUGAGAGGAACAGUUUUCUGAAAGCUCACAACAUCGAGACCUUCUUCAUCGUGCCGUCACAUCGGCGGAAGAUAUUUCCAGGGCUGAUCCUCUCUGACAUAAAACCAGCCAAGAGGAUGAAGUUCAAGACCGUGUGCUACCUGCUCGUGCAGCUGAUGCACUGUCGGAAGAUGUUCAAAGCAGAGAUCCCGUUCUCUAAUGUCCUGACGUGUGAGGACGACGACAAGCGGAGGGCGCUGAGAACCGCGUCGGAGAAACUGCGAAACCGCUCGUCGUUCUCCGCAAAUGCUGUCUACACCACCCCGGGCACGCGCGUCAACAGGUACAUCGGCCGCCUCCUGGAAGCGCGCCAGACGGAGCUGGAGAUGGCGGACCUGGACUUCUUCACUCUCAAGUACAAGCAGGCUGAGCGGGAGCGCAAGUACCACCAGCUCCAGGACGAGUAUUUUACCAGCGCCGUCGUUCUGGCCCUCGUCCUGGCCGCCUUGUUCGGCCUCGUCUACCUGCUCAUCAUCCCACAGAACCUGGUCCUCCUGCUGCUGCUGGCCUUCUGUAUCUGCUUCCUGGUGGCCUGCGUCCUGUACCUGCACGUCACCCGGGUCCAGUGUUUUCCAGGGUGCCUGACGAUUCAGAUCCGCACCGUCUUGUGUAUCUUCGUCGUGGUCUUAAUCUACUCCGUGGCCCAAGGAUGUGUGGUGGGCUGCCUGCCCUGGUCCUGGAGCUCCACCCCCAACGGGUCCCUGGUGGUCCUGACACCCAGCGGCCGCAACGCCGUGCUGCCUGCCGCGCCCUGUGAGUCGGCGCCCCACGCCCUGCUCUGCGGCCUUGUGGGUACCCUCCCGCUGGCCGUCUUCCUGCGGGUGUCCUCCCUGCCCAAAAUGAUCCUGCUCUUUGUGCUCACGACGUCCUACAUCCUGGUCCUGGAGCUCAGCGGCUACACCAGGGCCCCCGGGGGCGGCGUGGCGUCGGGGCGCAGUUUCGAGCCGAUCAUGGCCAUCCUGCUGUUUUCCUGCACCCUGGCCCUGCACGCCCGUCAGGUGGACGUCAAGCUGCGGCUGGACUACCUCUGGGCGGCACAGGCAGAGGAGGAGAGAGACGACAUGGAGAGGGUGAAGUUGGACAACAAGAGGAUUCUCUUCAACCUCCUGCCAGCCCACGUGGCUCAGCACUUCCUCAUGUCCAACCCCCGCAACAUGGACCUGUACUACCAGUCCUACUCACAGGUGGGCGUCAUGUUUGCUUCCAUCCCCAACUUCGACGACUUCUACAUCGAGCUGGACGGCAACAACAUGGGGGUGGAGUGUCUGCGUCUCCUGAACGAGAUCAUCGCAGACUUCGAUGAGCUCAUGGACAAAGACUUUUACAAGGACUUGGAGAAGAUCAAGACCAUCGGGAGCACCUACAUGGCCGCUGUGGGGCUGGCGCCCACCACUGGGACCAAGGCCAAGAAGGGCAUCUCCUCCCACCUGAGCACACUGGCCGACUUUGCCAUUGAGAUGUUCGACGUCCUGGAUGAAAUCAACUACCAGUCUUACAACGACUUUGUGCUCCGUGUGGGCAUCAAUGUGGGCCCUGUGGUGGCCGGGGUGAUUGGGGCUCGGAGGCCGCAGUACGACAUCUGGGGGAACACGGUCAACGUGGCCAGUCGGAUGGACAGCACCGGCGUCCAGGGCAGAAUCCAGGUGACCGAGGAGGUUCACCGUCUGCUGCGCCGGGGGACCUACCGCUUCGUGUGCCGCGGGAAGGUCAGCGUCAAGGGCAAGGGUGAGAUGCUGACGUACUUCCUGGAAGGCAGGACGGACGGAAACGGCUCCCAAGCCAGGGAGCGGAAAGUGUGUGGCUACGGGCGAGCCGGCCUCCAGGGCAGACUGGGCACGGGCCCGCCCCCGGUGUCCUCCAUGGCCGGCCUCCCGGUCAGAGCUGGGAUGGGGGCUCUGCAGGGCUCAGGGCUCCCCCCCUGCCCCCAUGGCCAGCACCUGCCCCCCGGAGCAGCUGGGAAGGAGGCUUAGCGGAGCCCACGCUGGCUGCCGGGGGCUCAGGGCACAAAUGUGCGGGGCGUCUGGGCCUCAGGGGCUCCAGCAGGGACCAGCCCGGCCGACAGCAGGGCCGGGUGCCAGCAGCUGGGCUGUGGAAGGGGAGCCGUCCAGGCAUGACCCGAAGCAGCCGGGCAGUGACGGGCCAGGGGCAGCCCUGCCCGAGUGGACUUGAGGCUUUCACGGGACUGUGCUCGCGCAGUCCUCUCCUCGGUGGCAGAGAAGGAGCAGCUGCCUGGGAGCGGCCGGGUCAGCGUCAGGCUCUGGGCCCUUCAGGACAUCCUGCGGGGCUGCAGGCUUCCAUUUAGCCAGAGCUGUGGAGCUGUGGCCGGCGGGCGUGAGCGCGAGUGUGCCCCUAGGCAGAUGCACCAUGAACCCUGUGUGGUGGGGCCUGCGUGGACAGAAGCCAGGCCUCGCUUGGCAGGGCCGUGAGGGCAAGAACGCGACCCAGAUGGCUGGGCCCCUGAUGGGUGGUUUUGGGGAGAACAGACAAGCCCCCUGUGUGGCUGUGCAGGUGGUGGGGACACCUCCUUCCAGAACGGUCUUUGCUGAGAGCCAGAGGCGGGUCUUCUGGAACUCACGGGCCCCCGAGCCACGUCUCCACAUCAAGACCAGCGUCCUCCCUGUUCUGCGCUGUGCUGUCCCUUGACCCCUGACGGCACCGGUUCCUACAGACCCUGGCUGUUCUGGUCACCGUGCUGGUCAUCUUGGUCUCCAGUACUUACAACAUGAGCCUGCAUGGAUUUUGAAACAAGUGAACCUCACGACCCAGAGAGAGCUUGGGCGGAAGAACCAGCGGCCGGACGGGGAGUCUCGGAGUGAGUUUCGGGCUGCACGUGCGGGUGUCCGGCCCCCUGCAGGGAACUGUGCAGAGGUCUGGGAGUCACCUAUGUGCGCAGGGACAGACCGAGGACGCCGGGAUGUGCUGCUGGGGGCACAGGGUGGCAGCCGGGGGAAAGGACAGACCAGAAAUACCCGGACGAGACAUUCGGGGGCCUCAGCUCUGACUGCAGGAGGAAGACCGUUUUGGCACCGGAGGGGGUCUGGGCAGACAAGUCCAUCUGGGGACCAGUCCUGACCUGCAGCUCCAGCAUGCAGUGCGGGGGGCUCUGGGGGACUGAAGCCAGUGAAGGGGCCUGGGGGUCCUGCUCCCGGGGAUGUCCCCAGGCUGCUCCUGCUGGAGGCCUGCGAGGCGUGGCAUGCUCCGUGGGGGGCGACCCUGCCCAGCCGUGUUGCCGGGCGGGGGCUCUGCGGGGCAGUCCGCGCAGGUUCAGGACAGAAGUGGGUGGGUGGACAGCCUCCCUCCUGAGAACAAGCUGUUUGCUGGGCCAGCAACAGCCAUCGCUACAUCGACAAGGUCUCAGUGGCCCGGCCCGCGCACCCCCCCCCCCCACC